This is a messenger RNA of Scomber scombrus (Atlantic mackerel), 6605 nucleotides long. It is a transcript of the gene cc2d1b, whose product is annotated as coiled-coil and C2 domain containing 1B. The record is from RefSeq and is a predicted model, not a curated record. NCBI's taxonomy places the organism in Eukaryota, Metazoa, Chordata, Actinopteri, Scombriformes, Scombridae. Gene Ontology annotation, cellular component: nucleus. The transcript is spliced from 27 exons. Gene Ontology annotation, biological process: regulation of transcription by RNA polymerase II. Gene Ontology annotation, molecular function: DNA-binding transcription repressor activity, RNA polymerase II-specific; RNA polymerase II cis-regulatory region sequence-specific DNA binding. The coding region runs from base 123 to 2780 and encodes 885 amino acids.
CAACCCCCAGCUAUCAUGUCAAAGCUCAGAAAUGAAAGUGCUCCUCUGAUGAAGUGGUGAACCAGCAGGUGUAUUUUGGACCACUUGGCUUGUUAAAGAGCAGCAGCAGCAGCAGCAGCAGCAUGUUUGGUAAGAAGAAGAGAGCUGCAGCACCCAAAGGACAGGGCGCUGCUGCAGCCAAGCAGAUGGGUCUGUUUGUAGACCUGAACCCUGAGGAGAUGAUGAUGAUGGGGAUGGAGGAGAAUCUGGACGACCCGGACUUGGAGGCAGAACUCGCCGCUAUUACUGGAAAUAAAGCUGCUGCGGGAGGAAGAGCCAAGCAGAAGGGGAAGACCCCCCUGCCCAUGGAGGACAUCGCGAAAAUGGCCGACGAGUGCAUGAGAGAUGUGGAUGACGACGAGGAUGACGACAAUUUGAUGGACGAUGAAGAUCUGUUGGCAGAGCUGCAGGAAGUGGUGGGUGAGGAGGAAGCUGGAGAUGUUGUAAUUCCUUCCCCCACAUCCUCUGCCAAUGCUGAAUCUUCUCAAGCUGCUACGCCAGAGUCCACAACGCCACAGCAGCAGGAGGCGAUGGUCUCCUCAGCAGCACCCGGCAGCCUCCAGCACACCGUAGAGGAGAGAAUAGCGAUGUACAAGACGGCCUUACAAAACUCCAAGACUGCAGGAGAGACUUCCAAAGCCAGGAGAUACGAUCGAGGCCUGAAGAAUCUGGAGACGAUGUUAGCCGCUGUCAAAAAAGGGAGACCUGUGAACGAGGCAGAGAUCCCUCCGCCUGUAGCCACGGGAGCCCCGAAAGCUCCUGCUUCUCGACCCGCCGUUCCCCAACGACCGGCUCCUCCUGUACCCUCGCGUCCUCGACCCGCUCCUUCAGAUCAGCAGGGAGAGUCGGAGGCCACGACGUCUCCGUCUGCCGUGCCAGAGAUCGUCACGCCCAGCAGUGAAGAGGAGCCCUCGUCCUCCGCCACCCUGCUCACUCCUAGCAGCCUCCCAUCACCGGAGCAGCAGGCGGAGGAGCCAGCUGACCUGCCGCCAGCCAGUCUGACAGAUGCGAACGAGGCGACCAAGAAGAUGCUUCUGGAGAGGCAGAAAGAAUACAAGAUGGCAGCGCUGACGGCCAAGAAGCAGGGAGAUGCGGAGCAAGCUAUGCUUUACUUCAAGACAAGCAAGAAGUUCGAUGCAGUGAUUGAGGCUUUGCAGAAAGGAGAAGCAGUCGACCUGAGUGAACUUCCUCCAUCUCCUGGACACGGAGGAAGCUCCGCUGCGAUGAAGGACCCGUCGACUGAACAAAACAUAGAAGUCACCCAACCGGUUGCAGCAGCUCCUGCAGCUGCUGCAGCUCCUGCAGCUCCGAAGGACGCACUGGAGGCGCUGGAGCAGAGACGUGCCAAGUAUGUGGAGGCGUCGGCUCAGGCUAAAGCCAGCGGAGACGACCGCAAGGCCCGAAUGCACGACCGCAUCGCCAAGCAAUACCAGAGUGCCAUCCGAGCUCACAAAGCAGGAAAAGCAGUCAACUUUGACGAGCUCCCCGUUCCCCCCGGCUUUCCUCCAAUCCCAGGCCAGAAGGCGACGGGAGCUGAGCAGGGAUUCAUCGCUGCACUUGAGGCCGCCAAUAAGCUCGCCUCUACUGAUGCUACUGAAGUCGCCGAUGAAGAAGAAGAUGAGGAGAAGGAGGAAGAGUCAAAGCCGGCUGCUCCAGAAGAAGUAAAGAAACCAACGUUAGAAAUUCCUGCUGCAAGUCAAGGACGGAAAAGGACUCCGUCAGCUUCACCUGACAGAACAGCAUCCAGAGAAGGACUCUCGCCAACAGCGGAGUUCCUGGAGGGUCGUAAGAAGCAGUACAUGAAGGCGGCUCUGCAGGCGAAGCAGAAGAACGACAUGGAGCAGGCCAAGACUUUCCUCCGCACCGCCAAGGGCUUCGACCCCAUGAUCGAGGCGGCACGCAGCGGCAAGACGGUGGACAUCAGCACGGUGCCGUCGCCCCCUGGUGACGAAGACGAGGACUUCAUCCUGGUGCACCACAGUGACGUUCAGAUCUCAGAGAAAGCCGAGCAGGUUUACACACAGCUGGCCAAGAUCCUCAAAGAGCAGUACGACAAAUGUAUGACUCACUCCAAGCAGUUCACACACCUGGGGAACGUCACAGAAACAACAAAGUUUGAGAAGAUGGCCGAGUCUUGUAAGAAGAGUCUGGAGGUCCUGAAACUGUCUCAGGCGAAGGGGCUGCCGCCUCCCAAACAUCACUUUGAGGAGAGGUCGUUUCGCACAGUCAGGAUUUUCCCCGAGCUGAGCAGCACAGACAUGGUUGUUGUCAUCGUGAAAGGAAUGAAUCUUCCUGCUCCUAGCGGAAUCCAAACAAACGAUCUGGAUGCUUACGUCAAGUUUGACUUCCCCUACCCGAGCGCUGAGCAGCCGCAGAAACACAAAACAGCUGUUAUCAAGAACACUAACGCCCCAGAAUACAACCAGAGCUUCAACCUGUCAAUCAACCGAAACCACCGCGGCUUCAGGAGGAUCGUGGCGUCUAAAGGCCUCAAACUGGAGCUGCUGCACAAAGGCGGUUUCCUGCGGAGCGACAAGCCGGUCGGGACGGCCCACGUGAAGAUGGAGAAACUGGAAUCUCAGAGUGAAAUCAGGGAGAUCGUAGAGGUGAUGGACGGUCGUAAGCCGACAGGAGGUCGCGUUGAAGUGAAGAUCCGACUGCGGGAGCCUCUGAGCGGUCAGGACAUGCAGACGAGUACCGAGCGCUGGCUGGUGAUCGAUUCCUCACAGGUUCUUGUUUAGAUGUUUCUUUGAGAUUAAACAUCAUCAAACAAGCUACAGAUUAAAGGCACUCAAUCAGAAACACUCAGAGGAGGAUGAGGAGGAAGGAAAGAGGAAGGAGAGAGGAAGGAGUCGAGGAUCCGACGAGCUCGGUCUGUCGGCUCGGAUCAGACUCAGACUUAAAAAAACGGGUCGUUCGACUUCUUUAAAAACUUUUUUGCACAUUGCGAGACACACGAACUCCCUUUUCACACAGCGGUCACGGACUCCGGCUAUCUGUUGUCAUAGCAACGGGGGAAGGUCUCACACAGAUUUGCUAGAUUGCACCAGGAAGACUCGGAAAGGCUUCCUGUGAGAUUUAUCGCAGGUGUUUUUUAUCGAUCUGAAAGUUUCCCCUCGAGCUCCUGGAGGACGGAGCGGAGCGGCGGCGGCGGUGGCGGCAGCGUGUCCUCCUCAGCGUGUCCUCCGCUCACGCUGAAGCGUCUCACGUGUCGAGCUAACCUUGAUCCCGCUGCCCCCCCCCGACCCGACUUUAGUUAUAAUAUAAUAUCGAAGAAUGUGCACAUAUUCCUCAUAUACAGCUCUGGUAUCUAGAACUGCACCUAUGCACUAAUACCAAAGUAAUCACUGUUGCUGUAAAAUCCUGCGUAUUUGAAUCGCCUUUAGCUGCCAAAACCUGUUACUACGACGACACGAAGAGAGUUUAAUAUAUGUGAUGGGACGACGACUGUUUUUUUUUUUUUUCUUUCUUUCUUUCACAAUUUUCCUGGUUUUCAGUGAGAGAGCGAGAGAGCGGGCGGCACCUUCACAGAUGUUUUACAGGAGCAAAGCCAAGAAGUUGUGAUAAAAGGUACGAUGAUGAUGUAAUAAUUAAAUGUUUUAUUAUAAAGACCACACUCCCAUUUUUUUUUUUUUGGGACACUUUUCACCUUUAAUACGUCCUCUUAACUGCGGACACUAAACUACACGUUUCAAACCUUUUCACGGCUUUAGGAUCGUUAUAGUUAUAUAAUAUAUUAUAUAUAUAUAUGUUUGUGGUUGUUUACACUGAAGAGCACGUCAGAAUUAGAGCUGCAACGAUAAGUCGAUUAAUUGUUAAUUGAUUAAUCAUUUUAUUCUUUUAUUUGAGAAAAAAAAUGCCAAAAAAAUUGUGUCAAACUUCUCAAAUUUGAUGAAUCUGGGAUUUUUUUGGGCUUUUUUCAGACAAAAUUAGACACAUAAAGAUUUUUAGAAAUGUUCUCUUUUUUGUUUUUUUGGACAUUUUAUUGACAAAAGGAUUAAUUGAGAAAGUAAUCAUGAUGAAAAUACUUAUUUGCAGACAUAGUUAGAAUCACAACAGAGAUGAGUUCAGCUGAUAUUUAAAAAAAAUAAAACGAGUUUUAGUCUAAAAAAAAGUUACAUAUUUUUUAUCUUUUAAAGCAAACAUCCAUUAUUACGAAUGGUUUCCUUAAAAGCAAGAAAAAGUCUGCACGCUGCUGCAGCUCCCAAUGCAGGUACAUUUAAAAAGUGGUGUCCUAUUAAAUCUACCUGCAUUGGGAGCUGCAGUGUGCUGACUUUUUCUUCUUCUUGCUUUUACAGAUUUUGUUUUUUUGUUUAUGUUACUAAUAGCAUCCUUUUAAUAUAUUGAAGCAUAUUUAAGUUUAAGGAAUAGCUCAACUCUUAUUUGUUUCCUUGUGAAGAAUUAAGAAGAUGAAUGCUGAUUUCGUGUCUGUGUGUUAAAUAUGAAGUUGUAGCCAGGAGGCAGUUAGCUUAGCUUAGCAUAAAGACUGGAAACGGUAGGAAACUGCUAGCCUGGUUCUGUCCAUAGUUAAAAAAUCUGUUUACGAGCAUCUCUAAAACUCACUUAUUAACUCUGUUUAUCUUGUGUGUUUAAAUCUGAACAUAAGUGAUGAUUUUUGGGUUCGGACGGCCUCACAGCGACGAUUUGUGAACUUUAAAGGUGCUGCUUCUCGUCUUUAUGCUAAGCUAAGCUAAUUGCCGCCACAUUAACACACAGAAAUCAGAGGUGUCGAUCUUCUCUCUGCAGGAAAGCCGAGCAUUUGUUUCCCCAAAAAUGUCAAACGGUUCCUUUUUAAUAAAUGUGUUGCAUUACUCUUUUAAACUAUGCAUACUCUCAUGACAAAGAUACUGAGUCUUGAAAGGAAUCCCAGUGUUUUAAAGGCCCAGUUCACCCAAAUUAUUCUCAUUUUCUCUCCCAUGUUUUCUUCUUAAACGGUUGUAAAGUGAGCAGAAUAAAGACACAAUGCUGAGAAUUUAGAAAAUUAAAAGGUAAAGCUGAAGAUUUUCUAUAUCUUUCUUAUUGUCAACAAAUCUCAUCGACUAAAGCUUGAUACAUCUUAUUCCUCAGUGCCGUAGACCUCCAUUAUUAUCCAGAAAAAACACAUCAAUGCUGUACAUGGUAACGUUACGAAGGGUUUUGGUCACUUUAAUUUAGAUAAAAUAACAGCGAGCAUGUGCAACCUCUUGACUGACUUUUUAAAGACUGUGUAAAGUGAAUUCAGACAUUUUCUUCUAAACACAUUAAAUAGGUCAUAAAUGUAUUUCUAAAAAAGUUGUAAAAAGCAUUUCAACCAUUUAGAUUUGAAUUGUGGAGCUAGGCUUCACAAACUGUGUUUCAAGAUUUCUGUGUCUGGAUUUAAUGGGCGGGUCUGAAAAUCACCGUCGGGUUACGUAAAUAUAUUCAGCGCACACUACUACUACUACAGUCUACAGUUAGCCAGUUAGCUGAGUUAGCCGCCGAGCUAGCCGCCGAGUUAGCAGCUGAGUUAGCCGCCGAGCUAACCGCUGAGUUAGCCGUCGAGUUAGCCGCCGAGCUAGCAGCUGAGUUAGCAGCAGAAAGCUCUCAGAUCUAGCGUCCAUGUUUCUGGUAGAGGUGGUGACUUUGAUUGACAGGUGACACUUGGUAGGGGGCGGGGCUUCAGCGGACUAUAGGCAGACUUUUACACAACUUUGAAGCCUAAUUUCAUAUACGUGGCGAUUUUUUUUUAAUCAUUCAAAUUUGGCAGGGCGGUUAACAACACACUUUUCUAUUGUAUGUCAAACUCAGAACACAUAUUUAUUACUUACUUUACACAGACUUUAACUUUAAUACACAAUCAAGAGGUUUGAGAUAUGUAGCACAGUAAACAAAAUUAUAUAUUACGUCACUUUUAACCCUGAAGUCAGAACUGAAAUAGGAAAAAAGGCCUUAAAAUUAGAUUAUUUAGCUGUUGUUUUAAUUAAUUAAAUGCUUUUACUUCACUGUAAUCUUAUCUGUUUAACUGUAUUUAUUCAAUGUUUUAUUUUAUUUUUCCUAAAAGUGACUCCUUGACGUGAUUUUAGUAGUUUUUUGGAUGAUAAUGGAGGUCUACGGCACAGAGGAAUGUGAUAUAUCAACACUUUUUUUCUCUGCACAUGAGAUUUAUUAACAAUAAGAAUAAAAUAUAAAAUCGUCACUUAUCCUUUAAAUGGUAAAAUGAUGGCUUGAGAUAAUUUUAAUAAUUUGAGUGAACUGGCCCUUUAAGAGUUAAGAAGCCAUAGCAACCAUACUGAGCCAACUACAUGAAUCCCAUUUCCAACAGGUUUACCUCAAAACUGUCUAUAACAUUUAUAUUUAGUUAAAAAUGUUUCUGUGGUCGCAACAUUUCUCUGUUUGUAGUUUUUAUUCUGAAAUCAUGAAACUGACAUCUCAUCAAUUUAAGUUUAUUAUUAAAAAACAUCCGACUAAAUAAUUAAAAUGGUUUCACGUCGUUUUUUACGUUCUGUGAUGAUCGCCUACUUGUUUACAAAGAUCGAUGAUGUCACUUUGUUUAUAUUUCCAAAAAGUAAGCUAAAAAUAAUAAUUAAUGAAUUAUUAAACGAAGGACA